AUGCGGAUUGUUACACCUGCGUUCCCGUUCCUACCUCUGACCACGACAUUUCUUUUCACUGGCCACUACGACUCCCGGAAGAGGAAGUUCUCCUGGAUGGUUCAAGUUGGUUUUGGGGUAGUUGGCUCCAAGGAUCAAAAAACCAAAACCAAAACCAAACUCCCCAAUGGAAACAUAGCGCAGGACGUAGGCAGUGCACAGGGCUAUGUAGAGGAACAUUCGUCGGCUGUGGCUGCUCUGAUCUGCGAUCUCCUUCUGCCCCCUCCCAAAUUCCCCAAUUCUGCCCGGAAAGGCCUUGUAUGGGACCUAGGCCCAUCAUUACGCGAUGCGGAACCAGUGACUCAUGCUACCCAGCACGUAGUCCCACUCCAUGUGGCGGCUGCCCAUCCGCCUCCUGCCCAAAGGUACUCGGUACCUACAGGCCUGUAA
Molecule: messenger RNA, 429 nt
Organism: Penicillium maclennaniae
Lineage: Eukaryota; Fungi; Ascomycota; Eurotiomycetes; Eurotiales; Aspergillaceae
Exons: 1
Coding region: 1-429 (142 amino acids)
Source: RefSeq, a predicted model, not a curated record